GCAGGGGUGGAGUGGGCAGGGGGGCACAGAAGGGGGAACUUGCUGGGAGGGCCCCAAGGCAGAGGCACGCAUGGACACAGCGCAGUCAGACGAGCCAGGAGUCUGCCAGCAACAGAAGCCCCUGAAGGGACCCACCAUCUGGAGCUAAGCUGAGGACCCCUGCCUCGGCCUCCCAGUCUCUGCCUGCCUGCUGCCCGAGCUUCUGGGAGCCCACGAAAGAGCGGUGAAGUCCCGGGGUCUGCAAGCGGCUUCAGGUCAGCCACGGAAUAGCGUUGGGGGCAUCCAGCUCAGCGCUGGCCCGUGUCCGGUCAGGAAAAGGGGUUUGGGGACCGCUAGGAUGCGGGCUCCGGGUGCAGGCACGGCCUCCCUGGCCUCGCUUGCGCUGCUGUGGCUGCUGGGACUACCGUGGACCUGGAGCGCAGCGGCGGCGUUCGGUGUGUACGUGGGCGGCGGCGGCUGGCGCUUCCUGCGCAUCGUCUGCAAGACGGCGAGGCGGGACCUCUUUGGCCUCUCCGUUCUGAUCCGCGUGCGCCUGGAGCUGCGGCGGCACCAGCGAGCCGGCCACACCAUCCCGUGCAUCUUCCAGGCCGUGGUGCGGCGACAGCCUGAGCGCCUAGCCCUGGUGGACGCGGGCAGCGGCGCGUGCUGGACCUUCGCACAGCUGGACACCUACUCCAACGCCGUGGCCAACCUCUUCCACCAGCUGGGCUUUGCACCGGGCGACGUGGUGGCCGUCUUCCUGGAGGGCCGGCCUGAGUUCGUGGGGCUGUGGCUGGGCCUGGCCAAAGCAGGCGUGGUGGCCGCGCUGCUCAACGUCAACCUGCGGCGGGAGCCCCUGGCCUUCUGCCUGGGCACCUCGGGUGCCAAGGCCCUCAUCUACGGCGGGGAACUGGCAGCGGCGGUGGCUGAGGUGAGCGGGCAGCUGGGGAAGAGCCUUCUCAAGUUCUGCUCUGGAGACUUGGGGCCCGAGGGCAUCUUGCCGGACACUCACCUCCUGGACCCGAUGCUGAAGGAGGCGUCCACCAACCCCCCAGCACAGUUGCCGGGCAAGGGCAUGGAUGGUCGGCUCUUCUACAUCUACACCUCGGGGACCACCGGGCUGCCCAAGGCUGCCAUCGUGGUGCACAGUAGGUACUACCGCAUCGCAGCCUUCGGCCACCACUCCUACAGCAUGCGGACGGCUGACGUGCUGUACGACUGCCUGCCCCUGUACCACUCUGCAGGGAACAUCAUGGGCGUGGGGCAGUGCCUCAUCUAUGGCUUGACCGUCGUCCUCCGCAAGAAAUUCUCCGCCAGCCGCUUCUGGGACGACUGCGUCAAGUACAACUGCACGGUGGUGCAGUACAUCGGUGAGAUCUGCCGCUACCUGCUGAAGCAGCCGGCGCGCGAGGCCGAGGGGCGGCACCGCGUGCGCCUGGCGGUGGGCAACGGGCUGCGGCCCGCCAUCUGGGAGGAGUUCACGCAGCGCUUCCGCGUGCGGCAGAUCGGCGAGUUCUACGGGGCCACCGAGUGCAACUGCAGCAUCGCCAACAUGGACGGCAAGGUUGGUUCCUGUGGCUUCAGCAGCCGCAUCCUGACUCACGUGUACCCCAUCCAGCUGGUGAAGGUCAACGAGGACACAAUGGAGCUGCUGCGGGACGCACAGGGCCUGUGCAUCCCCUGCCAGCCGGGGGAGCCUGGCCUGCUGGUGGGCCAGAUCAACCAGCAGGACCCUCUGCGCCGCUUCGAUGGCUACGUCAGCGAGAGCGCCACUAGCAAGAAGAUUGCCCACAGUGUCUUCCGCAAGGGUGACAGUGCCUACCUCUCAGGUGAUGUGCUGGUGAUGGACGAGCUUGGCUACAUGUACUUCCGGGACCGCAGCGGGGACACCUUCCGCUGGCGAGGGGAGAAUGUUUCCACCACCGAAGUGGAAGGUGUGCUGAGUCGCCUGCUGGGCCAGACAGACGUGGCGGUGUACGGAGUGGCUGUGCCAGGAGUGGAGGGAAAAGCGGGCAUGGCAGCCAUUGCAGACCCCCAUGGGCAGCUGGACCCCAACUCCAUGUACCAGGAGCUGCAGAAAGUGCUGGCACCCUACGCCCGGCCCAUCUUCUUGCGCCUCCUGCCUCAGGUGGACACCACAGGCACCUUCAAGAUCCAGAAGACGCGGCUGCAGCGCGAGGGCUUCGACCCUCGCCAGACCUCGGACCGGCUCUUCUUCUUGGACCUGAAGCAAGGCCACUACCUGCCCCUGGACGAGGGCGUCUACACCCGCAUCUGCUCGGGCGCCUUCGCCCUCUGAGGUCCUCCCCCUCUGAGGUCCUCCCCCUCUGAGGUCCUCCCGGCCCGCCAGAGGCCCCUGGGGGUCUGGUGGGCAGAGAGGCGCCACCGGACAGCCCUGCUCCCGGGCUGCUCCUCCUGCCCACCCCCCUGCCCGGCUGCACCCGGAGGGCCGUCCUGGUGCCAAGAAACUGGAGCCUCCUCCCGCUGCCUGUGUCCGCCUGCCGCCUCCUACUGCCACGGCCCCUCCGCGGGCACCUCGGCACCCUCCCCCUCCCUCCCUCCGUCCUGCCCAGGGAGGAGCAGAUGUUUCCUGGGGGCUCUCUAGCUCUCCUGGCUCUUCCCUGUCCGUGUCCCUGGACCCAGAGUGGGGCUCCCCUCCUCGCUGUGCCUUACGGAGCCCAGCCCAGGCCUCCCUCUGCCGCUGGGCUGCAGGCUCCGAGCAGGACCCUCGCUGCUGGAUGCGGGGCAGGGGCGUCUGCUGGCCCACCGGGUGCCUGGGGGACCUCGGUCAGGGACUCUGGCCUGCCCCCGCCCCACCCCGUCAGCGAACUCUCGCCUGGUCUGGGCCGAUUGCCUUUUGCACUUUCCCAUCCCUUACGGGGCUCCCUGUUCCCAUUCCCCUCCUGACGCCCUGGAAGCUUCCAGAAUGAACUGUGACCACUUGGAUGUUGCCCCUGCUGGCCCCUGUCCAGAUGUCUCUGCUCAGGUGUCUCCGCAGAGCUCCUGCUGAGGGGUCUGACGGCUGCCCGGGAGGCCACCAGCCACCUGCUUCCUGUCCUUGGCAGAGGCCCCUGUGUCCCCACUCUGGUUGCUGUGGCAGGACCCGUGGAGUGGCAGCGAUGGUGUCAGGGAGUCUCCUGCCUGGGGGUGGCACCUGAGAGGGCCUCAGGUACUCCAGCAGCCGCUCCUUGGGGUCCCCAGAGAUUUUGCAAGUGAUGUUUCAGACCUGGCAUUGGUGGUGACAUCUACAAGCCCCCAGGACAGCCCACACGUCCCUUCAUUCUCAUGGAUGGCUCAUCUUGGACCCACGUGCCAGCCUGGCUGCAGUGGCACCCAGACGCACAUGUGACCUCCUGCCGCAGCACCGUCUGCCCCUGAGCGGCAGGGGCAGUAGUGAGUCCCCGCUCUGCCUCUGGCAGCCCUACACUGGGGCUUUGUGUCCUAGUCGAUUUUAAGGAUUUUUAGAAAUAAACCUGCAGAGCAUCUGG
This is a messenger RNA of Sciurus carolinensis (gray squirrel), 3467 nucleotides long. RefSeq names its product solute carrier family 27 member 1 (gene Slc27a1). The record is from RefSeq and is a predicted model, not a curated record. Gene Ontology annotation, biological process: adiponectin-activated signaling pathway; long-chain fatty acid import into cell; phosphatidylserine biosynthetic process. The transcript has 13 exons. Gene Ontology annotation, molecular function: long-chain fatty acid-CoA ligase activity; long-chain fatty acid transmembrane transporter activity; fatty acid transmembrane transporter activity. Lineage: Eukaryota; Metazoa; Chordata; Mammalia; Rodentia; Sciuridae. Gene Ontology annotation, cellular component: plasma membrane; mitochondrial inner membrane. Bases 338 to 2278 code for a protein of 646 amino acids.